This is a messenger RNA of Cylicostephanus goldi, 498 nucleotides long. Lineage: Eukaryota; Metazoa; Nematoda; Chromadorea; Rhabditida; Strongylidae. The record is from the annotation of a GenBank genome assembly.
AUGUUUCUUUCAGUUCUUUCCUACACUGGUCGAUUUCUGAAGCCAGAUGAACCUCUUAGUACGCACAACAUCCGCGAGAACGACAUUCUGAGAAUUUUGCAAAAUGAUGGGGAGACACCAGUGAAUAAGCCAUGUGAUAACGGAAUGCUUCGCGAGUGUGAUCGUCUUUUUGACUAUGUACAAAAAGAGGAAUCGGGUUAUAUGCACUUGCGUUUGAUCGCUGAUGUCACCACCACUGAUUACUUGAAGAAUCUCAUGGAAAAGUUUCCUGAAUUACGUCAAGAUCCUAUUGCUUGUCACAUACUCAAUGAUUACUACCUCCUCAAAGCUAUGGUUACGUUACCUAGUGAUGAAGAAGCACUGGAAAAGUUACGACAAUUCCAUGCACAACAUCCUGCUUUACUACCAGCUAUCAAUUGGCUGUUAAAGAAAAACGCUCAGAAAGGAAGGGGAUCGUCUCAAGUAGGCAGAUUACAUGCUGUGGGUAUUGCGAAUUGA